CAGAGGAGGGAGUCACCAGAGAGAGAGAGAGAGAGAGAAGAGAGAGAGAGAGAGAGACCGGGGGAGAGAGGAGAGACCCAAAGGCCAAAACCUCUUCUGUUUUCCAUUGGAUCUGAGACAGUGAAUCCCAAACUGACAGCAGUGCAAAUAAUAAAACAUUUUCGGUUCUAUUUUCGGUUGUUUAUUUGUACAGAUUGUAAAGACAAGGCAGAGAUCUGGGAACUGCCGCAAUCUCAAUCCCAAGUCAUAUCGACUCUUGCCUGCAGGACUGAUUCGAUUUCAUCAUUGGAUUUUGGCUGUUAGGAUUCGUGAUAAUUGGUGUCACCUGCUUGGCUGCUGCAUUGUGAUACCUCUGUCCAUGCAGUGACAAUUUCACCAAAAUCAAUGUGAUCAUUGAAUUGAAUUACAUUGCAAGUUUGAUUUUGGCUGUUCUGGCUAGUAUGCAAGCAGCAAGGAAUGAAAAUUAUAUUUUCUAAAUUUCGUCGUUGGCAAAAUAUGCCCUAUGAAAAGUUAUCAAAUUUGAUGAAAAACAGGAGAAAUGGUAUUUAGUAGAAUCGCAGAAACAAUCUCUGGUGCAUCGAAUCUUUUAGCUGCUACACAGUCUUCUGCAGCUUCAUAUAUGUCGCCUGCAUUGUCACUGCAGGCAGGUAAAAAUGCUGCCCAUGGGUUUGGUUUUGUCAACUCUGGACACAAGAAUAAUUUGCGCCUCUCCUCAUCACUCCAAGAUUUCUCAUCAUAUCACCGGCUUGAUCCAGAAGCAGCUGAUCUUAUUUCUGAAAUUGAUAAGAGCAUGACCUAUACAAGACCCCCUCUACAGCGAGAAAAUGCUGGGUCAAGUUUCUCAAAGGAGAGGGGUUUGCCCAGCGGAACCCCAUUUUUGCGCAGAAAGUGGGUGCGACUAAUCAUUGUUUCCUUGUGCCUGCUUUUGUUCAUUUUUUUGACAUAUAUGGUUUGCAUGUAUAUCUAUUCAAAUUGGUCUAAAGGAGCCUCCAAGUUCUAUGUUGUUCUUGAUUGUGGAAGUACUGGAACUCGAGUUUACGUUUAUCAGGCAUCAAUUGAUCACAAGAAUGAUGGUAGUCUGCCUAUUGUCAUGAAGUCAUUAACAGAAGGUCUUUCUAGAAGACCAAGUUCACAAAGUGGACGUGCUUAUGAUAGGAUGGAGACUGAGCCUGGCUUUCAUAAGUUAGUGCAUGAUAAAUCUGGCUUGAAAGCUGCCAUAAACCCACUUAUUUCAUGGGCAGAGAAGCAAAUUCCUGAACAUGCACAUAAGACUACUUCUCUUUUCCUUUAUGCUACCGCUGGUGUUCGCAGGUUGCCAAGUGCUGAUUCAAAAUGGCUUCUGGAAAAUGCCUGGUCAAUACUCAAGAAUUCACCAUUCUUGUGCCGCCGAGAGUGGGUUAAGAUUAUCAGUGGGACAGAGGAAGCUUACUUCGGUUGGACAGCUCUCAACUAUCGCACAGGCAUGCUGGGAGCCACACCUAAGAGGAAAACAUUUGGUGCACUUGACUUGGGUGGAUCAUCAUUACAAGUUACAUUUGAGAAUGAGAACCAUCAACAUAAUGAAACCAACUUAAACCUUAGAAUUGGAGUGGUUAAUCAUCAUCUUAGUGCUUAUUCUCUCUCAGGCUAUGGUUUGAAUGAUGCAUUUGACAAGUCUGUAGUUCAUUUAUUAAAGAGGCUCCCAGAUGGCUCCAAUACCAAUCUUGUUAAUGGAAAGAUAGAAAUUAAACAUCCUUGCUUGCACUCUGGCUACGAUGAACAAUAUAUCUGUUCUCAAUGUGCUUCUAAAGACCAAGAAAAUGGAAGUCCUGUAGUUGGAGGGAAAAUUUUGGAUAAAGGACGAAAAUCAGGAAUUCCUGUGCAGCUUAUCGGUGCUCCAAAUUGGGAGCAAUGCAGUGCAAUUGCCAAAGUUGCUGUCAAUUUAUCUGAAUGGUCAAAUCUAUACCCAGGGAUUGAUUGUGAUUUGCAACCUUGUGCUCUUUCUGAUAGCUUGCCUCGCCCUUACGGCCAGUUCUAUGCUUUGUCUGGCUUUUUUGUGGUAUAUCGGUUCUUCAAUCUGUCUUCAGAUGCUGCACUUGAUGAUGUACUGGAGAAAGGUAGGGAAUUUUGUGAAAAAACCUGGGAAGUAGCGAAGAACAGUGUUGCUCCACAGCCAUUUAUUGAACAGUACUGCUUUAGAGCACCAUAUAUAGUAUCACUGUUGAGAGAGGGUUUGCACAUCACUGAUAGUCAACUUGUCAUUGGUUCUGGAAGUAUUACGUGGACAAAGGGUGUUGCACUGUUGGAAGCUGGGAAGUCAUUUUCAAGUAGACUGAGGCUCCGUGGUUAUCAAAUACUGCAGACGAAGAUUGAUCCAAUAAUUCUUAUUGCCAUUCUUUUCAUGUCACUGAUUUUGCUUGUUUGUGCAUUAUCUUGUGUUAGUAAUUGGAUGCCGAGAUUUUUCCGGAGACCAUAUCUCCCCCUUUUCCGGCAUAACAAUGCAGCCAGCGCAUCUGUUCUUAAUAUACCAUCUCCUUUCCGGUUCAAGCGCUGGAGUCCUAUCAACUCUGGGGAUGGAAGAGUUAAGAUGCCUCUAAGUCCAACAGUUAGUGGUUCUCAGCAGACACCAUUUGGCUUGGGACAUAGUCUUGGCAGCAGCAUCCAGCUCACAGAGUCUUCCUUGUACACGUCAACCAGUAGCGUGUUGCAUAGUUAUUCCUCCAGUAGCUUGGGGCAGAUGCAAGUUGACAGUAGUAGCAUGGGUUCCUUCUGGUCCCCUCACAGAAGUCAGAUGCGACUGCAAAGUAGGAGAUCACAAUCUCGAGAAGAUCUUAAUUCCUCACUAGCUGAGACACAAAUGGUGAAAGUUUAGGGAUUGCUUUCCGAAGUUUUGAUGCUACCAGCAUUACCGAAUUUAUGUCAAGCGGGAUGAUUCUAGGCUAAUGAUGAGAAGGUCUGGUCAUUUGAUUCCUCAAGAUUUUGCUCAGAAGGGAUUCCAAGACUUGUUAACUGGCUCCCCAAGUUACCUGGGUUUUAAGUGCACAUCGUUUUUGAGAUUUCGAGCAUUGGUUACCAUUCUUAUCCUCAUGGGCUAGGUACAGACUUGUUCACCCUCCUCAUCAGACAAUAAUUUGAGCGUCUACCUCUCUGCCAAGUAAAUUGCAGCCUAACUGGACAGGCCUGAUGACCUUCAUUACCUGAAGCAUCGUUCUUAAUCUUAUCAGAGCUAGAUCAAUAGUUUCUCUACACUGUUUUCCUUAAGUCUUGAGGACUACCAGAAAAUUUUUCUUGUCAUUGGUUAUCAGCAAAUGGUGAUAUGAGAAAUGGUUAAAGAUCUGAAAUAUAUGAGAAGAAAUUAUAGCAUCAUAUACAAAUCCCAUCUUAUAUUUCGC
This is a messenger RNA of Theobroma umbraticum, 3371 nucleotides long. Its product is annotated as GDA1/CD39 nucleoside phosphatase family protein. The record is from RefSeq and is a predicted model, not a curated record. Gene Ontology annotation, cellular component: membrane. Gene Ontology annotation, molecular function: nucleoside diphosphate phosphatase activity. Gene Ontology annotation, biological process: nucleoside diphosphate catabolic process. NCBI's taxonomy places the organism in Eukaryota, Viridiplantae, Streptophyta, Magnoliopsida, Malvales, Malvaceae.